AUGAGUUGUAACGAUCUAGAAACUGGUGAAGUUAGGUUUUCAGAGAAUGUGGAUGGAUCUAAGCCGCAAACCCCCAAACGGUACACAAAUAAGGGGUGGUCUACACAUUCCAACUUUGUUAGGUUUAGUGCCUCUGAAGUUGGUAUAUUUGGCCACUCCUUCAAGGCUCCAACUGAGUUCAAGCACUUGUCUAAAGCUAACAUCCUGGAGGAGAAAUUGCUAGAGUGUAUUGAUGAUAUCUACUCUGAAAAUGGAUCCAAUAAAAUUAAGAAGAGCGGUAUUAUGAAUCUAGCCAUUUCAACUGAAAUGUCAUAUUUCCCGCUAAAAUACAGAAAUCAAGCCCUGGAACGAUUUUACGCACUGAAUCUGAGUGAUUGGAUUGUCAGCAAAUUGUCUUUUUUAUCUAUUAUAAUGUUUGUUUUAACUGCAAUAUUAUGGCCAAUGAGCAUUCGUACAUUUAACCUGACUGGUUUGUUUGGAUUUUAUAUGAUCAUUGUCUGUAGGAGAAUGGAGAGAUAG
Messenger RNA from Theileria equi strain WA, 519 nucleotides. RefSeq lists its product as hypothetical. NCBI's taxonomy places the organism in Eukaryota, Apicomplexa, Aconoidasida, Piroplasmida, Theileriidae. The coding region runs from base 1 to 519 and encodes 172 amino acids. The record is from RefSeq and is a predicted model, not a curated record. The transcript is spliced from 2 exons.